UGUCAUGUCAAACUUACGUCAGUUUGGAAAGAUUGAACGAUGUCAGAUGCUCUUAUAUUUUAGUGAAAUGAAAUGUAUUUUAUUUUAAUUAAAAAUAAUCAAGUGUUUAUUUGAAAAUAUUAUCUAGUGUGAACCUUAUCUACGUAUUUAAUUUUCAUUAACCAAACCAAAUAGGGAUGUGAAACAGCAUAAUCUAUCUUAUUGUUUUUAAUGUAAAUAUUUCGUCAGUAUUUUGUGCAGUGCUGAAAAACUAUGGAAUCUUUAUCGAAACAAGAGCUGAUAUCGACUAUUACUAAACAAGCUGAUCAAAUCAAGCGAUAUGAAGGUCGACUGAGAGAUGUUGUUGCUGCUUACAAAGGACUUGUUAAAGAAAAAGAGGCUUUGGAAAUAAGUCUUAAAGCUCUAAAUAAAACUGAAAGUCCAGUGGAGGGUCCAGGUGGAGAUGAGGGUAGAGAUGAAUCAGUUGCAGCUCUCAUGCUGUCUCUAUCCACCUUGACAGAAGAGAAGUCGCGGAUGGAGGAAGCAUUUCAAGCUGAUAAGAAAUUAACUAGAGAUAAGUAUGAAAACCAGAUCGCUGCAAUGCGAGAAGAGACGAGGACAUUAGUUCAGCAACAUUUGGCUGAAGUCAGUAACCUGAAGGCGAAGGUAGCGUAUGAGAUACAGGAGAGGGAGAAAGAGAGAGCUGAUCAUCAGGCCAUGAUGAAAGAGUUACACCUGAAACUGAAUAGUGAGAGGAAAACAAAAGAGAAGUUAGAAGAUAAAGUUGUACAUUCCAGUGAGGCACAAGCAUCUCAAGCAGAGCUAGAGAAACGUGUCCGAGACCUAAGCAGCUCGCUGGAGGCGGCGCAGCGUCGCCUGCAGCGCGCGGAGGCCCGCACCGUGGAGACUCCCGCGCUGCUCGUGCGACUGCAGAACAAACUGGCGCUGCUGGAGCAGUCGCACUCGGUUGCUAUACGAGAGGAGCAAAUAAAAGCGAAACGCGCAGAAGAAUCAGCGCGCAAGAUCUGUGCCCGACAAGAAGAGAGAGUGGCGUUACUAGAGAGUAAGAUAGCAGAGUUGUCGGAGACUGUGGGCCAGUACGACUUGAGGAGGCGACACGACCAACAGUUGAUACAGCAGCUCAAGGAUUCAGUCAAUGGACGGCUCAUGGACAAGAUUGCUGGCAGUAAAGAUUUUGAUGAAACGUCAGAACCAUCACAAAAAAGCGAAACAGACAACGACAAACUAGCUGACAGCGAAUAUCUACAAACGCUCAUAGACAAAAUACACAUUUUGAAAAAGGAACUCAUCGCAGAAAAUGACAAAUUGGGCAGUCCCAUAGACAUUUCAACGGUUUUUACUGUCCAAGGAUAUGAAAACGUACAUUUGAAAUGUAAAGAAGAAUAUGAGAGUUUGAAAAUGGAAUUUGAUCUUUAUAAACAGCAGAUGAAAAUGAGAGAAGUUGGGAGUGAGACGGAGAGUGACGUGGGAGAUUUGAAGAAUGAGAUCGCGUUGUUGAAGGAGAAAGUUGAGACUUAUAAGAUGGUUUUAGAAGAGGAAAAGCAAGAUAAGUUGGAUACGCUGAAGUUGUAUGAAGAGAAACACAAAAACGAGCAAGAUUACCAGAAAGAGGUUGUAUCGGAUCUGAAGACUCGUAUCAUGAGCUUGGAGAAACAGGUUCAGACCCAGCGCGACAGGUACGCGGCCCUUCUAGAGGAAACUGACAAUUAUAUCCGCGCGAGGAACGAACGGUCGCGGCGGGUCAGCGCUGAAGAACAUACGCAUUUCAAGGAAGGAAUGUUGCCUGACGUAACAGCACCGCCGCAUAUGUUGCACUAUGCGCACGAGUUGGCUAGAAAGGAUCUCGAUAUAUCACAGCUCAGGAAAGAGAAACACAUCAUGGAGGGACAGUUCAGAGAUUGUCAACGUGAGGCAACGAUUGAAAAGGAGCGGUUCAAAGAAGUGAUACGGACGUUGAAGGAGGAAAUUGACAGAUUACGUCGCAUUCAAUCCCGAGAAGGAGCAAAUCUAGAAUACCUAAAGAACGUAGUGAUGGCGUACCUGAUGUCGACGGACAACGCCGGCAGGAAGCACAUGCUGAACGCCAUCGCAGCCGUACUGCACUUCACUAGCGGCGAGAAGAAGUCUGUGCUCAGCAAUCUGGGGUGGGAUGUACAGGUCUAAUGGUUAUUUAGUCAUUUAUUUUAUGUUAUAAACACGUUUCAACAGGUUUAUGUUGUCGUGUAAGGUAAGCGUCCACAGGUCCGCAUCCGCAUUCCGUAUGACGUCAUCAGCACGCAUCGUAUGUAGGCCUUGCUGAUGAUCCGGUGCGUACGAUGCGAAUCAGUGGACGCAGUUGUAUGCGUUGCUAUAAAAGACAAACUAAAAUCCGUUGCGUGCGGUGCGUGCGAUGCGUACGAUGCGGGCUUGUGGACGCGUACCUUUAUACAUAAUAUCCAGUACUCUUAGUAUGAGUUUGAGCGCGUUCGGGCUCUGAUUGGUUGGUUAAUUCGAGCCGGCCAAUCAGAGCGCCGAACGCGCUUUUUUUCGAUUACUUUAAACAUAAAGCAAACUCAUGCCUAAGGUACAGAUAGGUAGAUAUCCAGUAUCUCUACCAUGAGUUUGAAGUAGUAAUAGUAUUUGUAGAUAGUGUCAAAUUUUACAACGCCCCUACCGGUCAACAGUGGAACUAAAAUUUGUGGUACAAAAAAAUUAACGUCGUCGCUAACGACUAUCGACAAAUACUAUUGCUUCAAACUCAUGGUAGAGGUACUGAUACUUAAAUAUAAAAGAUUAAGUUUACCUUAUAUUUAUCAGUAACGAAGACAAUUUAUUUACAAAUGUUUGUUAAACAGC
This is a messenger RNA of Spodoptera frugiperda (fall armyworm), 2835 nucleotides long. RefSeq names its product GRIP and coiled-coil domain-containing protein 1 (gene GCC88). NCBI's taxonomy places the organism in Eukaryota, Metazoa, Arthropoda, Insecta, Lepidoptera, Noctuidae. The transcript is spliced from 12 exons. Gene Ontology annotation, cellular component: Golgi apparatus. The record is from RefSeq and is a predicted model, not a curated record. Bases 253 to 2163 code for a protein of 636 amino acids.